Molecule: messenger RNA, 2270 nt
Organism: Hypoxylon fragiforme
Lineage: Eukaryota; Fungi; Ascomycota; Sordariomycetes; Xylariales; Hypoxylaceae
Product: glutathione synthase
Exons: 4
Coding region: 481-2040 (519 amino acids)
Biological process (GO): glutathione biosynthetic process
Cellular component (GO): cytosol
Molecular function (GO): glutathione binding; glutathione synthase activity; ATP binding
Source: RefSeq, a predicted model, not a curated record
CGGGGAUGUUCCACAUAAUAAUACAUGCAUAUCUCUAAGCGGGGGGUAGGUACAUACAACUAUAAUACAAGUAACAGUACUUUGACAAUCUAAGUUCUAUAGAGAAUCAUUAUGGGGAUCUGGCACAAUGAUUAGUACACAGUACCUUGAGCCAAGUACCUGGCCUAUAUAGCCAUUCCGUACAUAAGUAGCCAAAUUGCAUACAUACUUGUACUAUACUGCUUACAAAAAUGUGUCUAGUGUAGGUGGUUUAGGUAUUUAUAGCCUCAUGUCCCAAACCGUGGAGUGUGAGACUGAGUUAGGGACCGAGACAGGGACCCAAAUAUAGCAGAUCUCUAACCUACUGUACCAACCUUUGAAGAAUUAAAACUAAGACAACAUUCAAAAGACUUGGUAAAAACGUACCUAAGUACAUAAACCUUACUUCACAAGUCUUUUCUAAUAUCACGCUCAACAUCGGCACUCAUCGCAGCCAGAGGCAUGUCUGAAGAUUCUUCAUCUGAAAUUACACCUAACGAGGGUGAAAGGUUGACAGAAGUCGUCAAGGAUUGGUCAUUAGCCCAUGGUUUGACCGUCCGACCACCUCCAGCUGUUAUUGCCGCUGAGGCUGAUCCAGCGGGAAUACUGGCAACUGCCGUUCCCGUUACUCUAUUCCCGAGCCCCUUUCCUCGAGUAUGCUUCGACCAGGGAAUCGCUGUCCAGGAAACUUACAAUGAGCUAUAUGCGUCCAUCAGCCAAGAUGAAGCUUUUCUCGCUCAAGUUGUGAAAGAAAUUGGUGAUAGUGACGACUUUAUAACAGAGUUAUGGAAGGUUCAUAUCAGAGUCAAGGAAGAAGGUUACGUCCAGCACAAAAGUCUCGGUCUCUUCAGAUCCGAUUAUAUGGUUCAUCAAGAUAGUAAAGGGUCUACUCCACAGAUCAAACAGGUCGAGUUCAAUACCAUCGCUUCCUCCUUUGGAGGCCUAUCGUCACGAACAUCAUCACUUCACAAGUUUUUAGCUUCGACGGAGUAUCCAUUCUUGGAGAGUCCUGUAGGGAGAGGAUCUUGGCAAUUGCCUGAUAAUGACAGUGCUACCAGGCUCGCUUCAGGUAUAAAAGAGGCGUUUAUCCAAUACGGGCCCUCGUCUACUAGCCAUCCGACCUGUGUUGUCUUUCUUGUCCAGGGAGGCGAGAGAAAUAUAUUUGACCAACGUCAUCUCGAAUACGAACUCCAACGGUCUGGGGACGUACACAUUCCCGUAUUCCGACUUCCCUUUUCAGAAGUUUUGGAGCACACAACACUUGCCGAGGGCUCGGGUCGUCAACUCUUAUAUCACCCGCCUCAACUACCUUCCCAUACGUUUGAGGUGGCCGUCAUAUACAUGAGAUCAGGGUAUGGACCGUCGGACUACCCCAACCAGUCAGCUUGGGAAGGUCGAUAUCAUUUGGAAAGAUCAGCAGCCAUCAAGUGCCCGACAGUACUGACACAGGUCGCCGGCACGAAGAAGGUCCAGCAAAUCCUAGCAACGCCCGAGACGCCCUCCAACCCACCCAUACUACCGCGUUUCGUCGUAGCCAAAGACACCGUAUCCUUAUCGAACCUAAAGAACACCUUUACGAAUAUUUAUCCCUUAGAUGACUCCGAAUCCGGACUUAAGGCCCGAAAGAUCGCCGCCGACCCCGAGCUAUGCAAAGGCUACGUCCUCAAGCCACAGCGGGAGGGGGGUGGUAACAACAUAUACCGGUCUGCGAUCCCGCCGUUCCUCAAGUCCAUACCGGAAUCUCAUUGGCCAUCCUACAUCCUAAUGGAGCUGAUCACGCCGCCGCCCGUCAAGAACACGAUCCUGCGCAACGGCAAGCUAGAGCACGGCGGCGUUAUCUGCGAGCUGGGCAUAUACGGAACCUGCAUCUGGAACCAGCAGUCUGGGGAGAUACUGCAUAACAAACAGGCAGGCUAUCUCCUCCGCACGAAGGGAGACCAAAGCGAGGAAGGCGGCGUAGCUGCUGGGUUUGGAUGUAUGGACAGCUGUAGCUUGGUUGAUGUAGUUGGCGGUGCGAUCUAGCUGAGGAGUUUCCAUCUUGAAGUACAUUCAGUAGGUAUUCGUUGACAUAGCCUGUUUCAGGACACAUACGUAUACCGUAGUUAACCGAUGUGCUUUACCUACAUGUAUGGCUAUAGAUAGCUAUGUUAUUCUCAAGAAUGGCCAAUCUACAGUUGUUGAAUCAUCCUACCGGGGAAAAGGCUGGGUGAUCUCCGUCUUCGUUAACCAUCUAUACUAAACCUAGUCUAGGU